Molecule: messenger RNA, 1292 nt
Organism: Aspergillus fijiensis CBS 313.89
Lineage: Eukaryota; Fungi; Ascomycota; Eurotiomycetes; Eurotiales; Aspergillaceae
Exons: 1
Coding region: 66-1082 (338 amino acids)
Source: RefSeq, a predicted model, not a curated record
CUCCUCCUCCCCCUGACCCCAGUUCUCCUGGUGGGAUUGACCGCCCCCGCAUCAUCUAUUGCAUCAUGACGCAGGAACAGGAAGCUCGCCUAGACGAAUACGAACGGUCGCUUCCCGAGCAGCGCCUGGAUUUGGGGGUGCCCAUGCCUAUUCCAAGCACAGACUCCGAUACCGAGGGCCUUGCUCGUGACCGCUGGCUGGCUUGGAGUUGUAGGCAGUAUAAUCGACAGAUGCUCGAGUGGGAAGUUCUUCAAGAGCUCCAGAAGAUUGAUAGACAAGAGCUUCUACACCGACAGUACCUGCGCGAGCUGAAUAUCAUGAAUGGUAUGCAAACUCUGGAAGCUGAGGCUCCGAGUAUCAGCAGCUGCACCAACGGUGACACCAGCCCAAGAGACCGAGCAGUAGAGCGGUUGCAGGCAGCUCGGUGGGCAGAGGCAGACCCAGCUCCAGUGGUAUUGACAGUGGACAUCAUACGGUUCCUGUUCAAAUCUUCCAUUCCCGAGUCCUACCUGUGUUUAGUCGAGGAAUAUGGAGAUCGCGAGGUAGCCCCGAGCUCAGCGAGUGCAAUCCAGGAGCUGCUAAUUCGGAAGGAUGCCGGAAGGCCGCUGAACUGGGACGUUCGCCGUGAAGCACCGGUGCGGGUCGACCGCCCUGGCCCAUGUAGUUGCAACUGGAAUCCGCGACGCCGGCCUACAUCAACGCACCCUCCAACACCAAGCAGCUCUGCCGUCACAACCCGGCCCGGUUCCGCUUCCUAUCGAUGGGAGCCAUAUCCCCGUAACCGGCCUGACACACGCGACUCCAGAGUGGUUAUUCCAACUUGCCCUUGCUGCGGGGUAUGGGCGACGGACAUGCCAUGGCCCACGUUUCAAGGCGCAACUUUGGACAACAAUCUGCUAUACCACGACACUGCCACUCCACCCGAGGUUCCGGUAUCCGACAUAACCCGUCUCCUUGUGCAGAAUCUCAACCUUCCCAUGGUCGAAUAUGUCAGCAUGGAUCUGGAAGGGGACGUUAUCGACGAGACGUUUGAAGCUGCAAGUGAGUAUGGUGAGAACCACGAAGAAAACGAUAUGUGGUAAGGAAAACGGAAAAUUAACGAAAAAAAAGCAAGAAAAGAAAUCUCCUCGGAGAAAGACAAUAAGAAGAACCAUCCAUAGAAUUUUUCUUCCCUCCCACCUAUAAAGUUGACAAAUCACAAAGCGCAUAGGUAACUCCCGCCCAAUAACACGAUCUGAACAAAGAUCACGAAGAAUCCGAUUGGAAUACAGUGCCCUAUGCCAGCCACGAAG